Molecule: messenger RNA, 708 nt
Organism: Angiostrongylus costaricensis
Lineage: Eukaryota; Metazoa; Nematoda; Chromadorea; Rhabditida; Metastrongylidae
Source: the annotation of a GenBank genome assembly
AUGGAUUGGCCGGAACGAACAAGUGAUCACCGAACAAUCACCGUCGAGAACAAUCGUCUUUUUCCUGAGAUCCCGUCGCUAUGUGUGAAGUUCUCGAUGAGUUUCGGUCCGGACUGGCGUCACCUUUCUGGUGCCAUAGAAGGCUUGUCGGCCACCUGCUACCGCGGUGAUUCCCACCGAUUCGUCCUGGAUCUUCCAUUCACGGCCACCUUCUCAAGUACGAAUCCUUUUAAGUGGCCGCAAAUGGUUCUUUCAUGCUAUGGGAAUGAUCUUCUGGGCCAUGAUGUUGUCCGUGGUCACGGUGCUCUCCCAAUACCGACAGUUCCUGGAAGUCACACCCGUGUCGUGCCGUGCUUUGUCCCCGAGGCAUCAUCGAAUUACCAGAAAAUUGUCGGGAUAAUUAGUGGAAGAAGGCCGGAGUUCCUUGACCCUGCCCAUGUUGCGAAGCCAGACGCUCGCCACGGUGCGUGCCAUCGCAUUUUUUCUACGCUUUCCAUUUACUGCUUCGUUUACUGUAAAUUGUGUAGACAAAUAGACCUUCAGUCAAUGUUUUAUGUAUUCGGCUUCAAAAAAGCAGUGGAAACCAAGUAUUUUAAAAGAUUUGUUCUGUUAUCUGGCGAAUGCUCGAUCACGAGGUGCAGUUUGAACGAUCACUUUCUGAAAGGAUGUAAUGCCUCCAGAAUAAAUCUUGAAAGUGAGGAAAAGUAG